Messenger RNA from Marasmius oreades (fairy-ring Marasmius), 1465 nucleotides. RefSeq lists its product as uncharacterized. The transcript is spliced from 15 exons. Lineage: Eukaryota; Fungi; Basidiomycota; Agaricomycetes; Agaricales; Marasmiaceae. The record is from RefSeq and is a predicted model, not a curated record. The coding region runs from base 326 to 1315 and encodes 329 amino acids.
CGAAGAUCAUGACAGGUGACUAGGAAGUCCACGCAAUCCGACCAGUGUACGAUCCGAAUCAUGAAGAAUCCAGAAAAGCGUGCCAUAUGGAAAGAUAGAUAGAUAGAUUACGAAAGUUGCUUUGAUUUUUGAGCGUGAGAAAGUUAAGAUGGUGAUGUAUCUGGGGCCAGGCCCCUUUCUCAAGAGACGCCAGCAUCAGCUUGAUCCGUUUUUGAAGAAUGCUCUACCGCCGAAAGUACGUGCCGCCUCUUGUGGUAGUAGACAUAUAUAAAGCACUGGAUUUUCGUGCUGCGAGUUUGGUUACUCCCCUCACCUUGCAGCAACAAUGGACCGACCUCCUGCAACUCUGACGGGACCACCAAUGGUAGCCCUUAGCCUCAGCUGCCUUCUGUUUGGAGUGCUCACCGUUCAAAUUUACCUAUAUCACCGAAAGUUUCCUCGCGACCCAAUUUCACUCCAGAUCUUCGUUGCAGUGGUAUACCUUGCCGACACUGUGCAAAUCGUCUUGCUCCACAUUUUCUGCUGGGACGUUUUUGUUACUGGACUAGCCAUCCAGGGGAACUCUCCGACCCCGACCGCGACUGCUGGAGCCCACACUUUUAUAGGUUGCUUAAUUGCGGCUAUGGUUCAGGGUUACUUCGCUUGGAGGAUUUUUUCGUUGCGGAGGGAUAGCGUGCUUGUCAAAGUCGUUGCGGGAAUGAUCAUCCUGCUCGCUUUGAUGCAGAUCGCGAGCGGUGUGGUUGGCGUUGGUUUGUACCUUGGUACGGGCGGCGCAGGCGCUACUAGCGUAGCCCUUCUUCGCAAGCUCGUAAAAUUUCCUCAGAUAUGGCUGAUUGGGGCAGUAGUAUGCGAUCUACUCAUUGCAGUGGCUAUGACAUGGAUUCUUUUCAGCCUCGGACGUGAUUCGUCUGUUCGAACCACCAGGUCCUUGAUUAGGAGUCUCAUUCUUCGAAGUGUUGAAACCGGGACCCUCACCUUUAUUUUCACGCUGUUCAAUUUGGUUUUAUUCCUGCUGUACACGGAUAACUACCUGUAUAUGGUCUUCGACAGGACGUUGUCAAAACUAUAUUCCAACGCAUUACUACUGAGCCUCAACGCAAGGGGCGACACAGACAACACAAACAUAAUCAUAACUUCCAUGACAGACCGGGAAAGAUCUAGGAUCAGUAUCUGGAACGGUUCUGGUUUAUCACCGGUCCAACGUGGUUGCAGACUUACUGCAACUCCAUCGAGCGGUCCAGAUGAGAUUCAUGUUACAAAACAUAUUGAAACUGAAACCCACAUCGAAAGACGUGCAGAGGUUGGUGGGCGUUGAUACUAGUGUACAUGAUGAACUUCAUCUUUUUCUUGCAAUUUCUACAGCGAAAAUGAAGGAUGAACCUGGCCGCACGAACGGAUUUAGUGUAGUGUAAUUAUAUAGCUAACAUUAAUUGUGAACGCUGGCCGAUGUAGCGCCGAACGGCCC